AUGGCAAGUGCAGCAGACAUGCUGCUGACAGACUUUCAAAACACUCAAGCUUACUUGAGGUCCCAGAGAAAUGUCCUUCAGAACGGACCAGCAUUUGUUGGCGUCCUUGCUCAGCAAGCUGAGCUUUGGAAGGUCAGGCUUGAAAGCGCUCAUUUGACCAGUGAUGCUCACAUCACGGUCCUAGCCACUGCCCUUGGCGCAGCGGUGGCAAAGGGGCAAGGCACCAAGGGUGCCCGCAGGCCCAACCAAAGUUUGUUACUUUGGAACAAGUAUUUCUCCCAGAAGGAUUGUGCUGUGUUCAGUGAUACUUCGGCGACACUGGUGCAAAAGUGCGAUGUGGUGGCAUCAAGGAAAAUCAAGCGGCUUCUGAAACAAAGGGUGAAGAACGCUAGCAAGCCAAGCCCCUUUCUGGUGGAAUACCCACCGAGUCCGUUUGACUUGCCAGAAGGCCUCAGAGCAAGAGCGUAUGCAGACGAUCCACCAUGCCUGAUUGCUGUCGAUGAGGCCUUGAACCGUGUCGUCUCUCUGAGGAAGACCAACAAAGGAAUGGAUGUGAAUAGCCAACAAUCCCAGAGCCAGAGCCAGGCUGAAGUGAUGGCAAAUACCUUGAUGUCUGUCAUGGCAAUGAUGCAGCAAGGGGUACACGGCUCAACCGGACAGCAUCAGUUGCCAGGGUUGACUCUUUUCAAGCCGAAAGCAAAGGCCACCAAAGCUUUGGGUGAUGCUGCGUCUACCACUCCCACCACUCCUGCCACUCCUGCAGGUGACCAAACUGAUUCGCAGGAAACCAUGGAGCCUGCAAAUCUUCCUGUGCAAGCUGCCCCUUCCAAGCCAGUGCCCCUAGCUUUGCCAGCACCAUCCAAUGCAAGCGCUCUUGUGGAGCCAAAGCCUUUAGAGCUCCCACCUGAGCAGCAGGUUGCAACGGUUUUGGAUUCCAUCAAGGAACGCACUGCUGGCAAAAAGCGAGCCGCUGAAGAGGACCCUCAGGCACCAAGUAAACAGGCCAAAGGUAAGGCAAAAUGCAAGUUAAAGGCAGCUCCAAAGCCUAAGCCAAAGGCAAAAGCCAGUGGCAAGGCAAAGUCAAAAAAGCCUUCUGUCAAGGUGGCUGAUGCCAACGAGCAGCCUGCAGCAGAUCAUCAACAAGAGCCGGCCAUUGGUUUGGGGAGACCGCCAUGCCCAAGCGCACCGGGCCUUGGAACCACUUACUUCAGGGGAGGCAAGAUCCAGUACCCCAAGAACGGCAAGGAAAUGAGGGUCUUUCGCAAAGUCACUGACCGCAAUGAUCUCAAAGUGAAGAUUCGUGAUGGCUGUGCUGAAGCUGCUUGGGAGAAAGCUUUGAGCAUCAUUGAAGAUGCAAAUGAU
Messenger RNA from Cladocopium goreaui, 1362 nucleotides. The record is from the annotation of a GenBank genome assembly. Lineage: Eukaryota; Dinophyceae; Suessiales; Symbiodiniaceae.